This is a messenger RNA of Camelina sativa (false flax), 1138 nucleotides long. RefSeq lists its product as uncharacterized. The record is from RefSeq and is a predicted model, not a curated record. NCBI's taxonomy places the organism in Eukaryota, Viridiplantae, Streptophyta, Magnoliopsida, Brassicales, Brassicaceae.
GCAGAGCAGAGAGAAAAAAAACAGAGAAGAGAGACUCAUCAAUCAUUUCAUUCUUUAGUUCUUCUUCUUCUUCCUUGGUUCAAAAUCUAUCCUUACAGCUACGGAGAGAGAGAGAGAGAGAGAGAGAGAAGAUUCGAUUAAUUCGAAGCAGAAAAGCAAAAAAAAUUGAAUGGCGGCAAGAGCCAAUAACAAAUACACCUCAAUCAACUUCAACCACAUCCUCCACAAAGAUCCUCCUUCUUCUUCAUCUUCUCCUUAUUCUUCCAACUCCUCCCCCGCUUCUUAUUCCUCCGUCGCUCGUUCCAAUGGCCGUAUGCUCGUCCUCACCAAACCUUCUCCCAAACCUCUCAGAUCUCCCUCCCCUGUCACCACCACCAUUACCACGCCUUCUCUCUCUCCAGCUCCGAUGAUUUCAGAUCAAGCCGUCUCUGAUCCAGAUCCGAAUCAGAUCUCUCUUCGUCCCUUAGGUCAUACCGGACCUGGCUCCUCCCUUUCAUUUCCUGUUCGGACUCCUGAGAAAGUCCUGGAUGUGCCUCCUCCUGCUCCGCUGAUGUCCAUGUCCCCGAAACCUAAUAAGUUCGUGCCUCCCCAUCUUAGGCCAGGCUUUGUUCGCAAGGAUGAGAAACCUCGACUCGACUCCAAUCCCAAUCUGAACCAGGAACAGCCUCGACAGGGAUAUUUCGGUUAUGGACAGACCGGACGGCCCAAAUCGGGCGGGUAUGAGAGGAUCCGAACCGAUCCGAGAUCCACCGGAAACCGACCCGGCACCUCCGGAUGAUGAGCUUUGCUGGGUUUGAUGUCCAGUUUACUCACUCGAUGAUGGAGAUGACUUAGUUAACCAGACAAACAGUCACUUUUCAUUUCUCACUUCUUUUGAUCAAAACCAGAGACUAUCAAAGACCACCCCCGAAAAAAGAUUCAGUAGAUUUGUACAAGUUGUUGGUUUUUGGGAUCAGGGUGAUUGAUACUAAUGACACGAUAACACUUGUCUCACUUAUGUUUCAUAAAAAACUUUACUGUGUUUAUGUACGUACCCUGUAAUUCUGUUUUAGCACGUGUUUGUCUAGGUUUUUAAUCUAUAGAUUCUUCUUCUAUACAGAUUAAAAAGGAAAUAAUCAACCGAGUCAACGAUUUACCA